UUGUUGUCCUCUGUUGCCAGCGAGCCAAGUAUUCCGGAAACAUUUGCCGGUGCAGAUGUGUUCAUCACAGGAGGUUCCGGUUUCUUGGGGAAAGUGUUAAUCGAAAAGCUUCUCAGGUCCUGCCCGGAUAUUGGACACGUGUUUGUACUGUUGAGACAACGAAAGGGAAAAUCGGCGGAGGAACGAGUGAAAGAGAUUGUGCAAAUUCCGCUGUUUGACAAGUUACGGGAACUUCGUCCAAAUGAUAUCCAGAAAAUAGAACCGAUAAGUGGUGAUUGUUCAUUACUGCAGCUUGGCUUAGACGACGAAAGCCGAAAACGAAUCGAAAAUGUACAGUUUGUGUUUCACGGUGCGGCUAGUGUCCGAUUCGACGAUACACUCACCAAAGCAAUCCUGUUGAAUACUCGUGGAACGCGAGAAGUUUUCCACUGGGCGAAAAGCUUGAAACAUCUGAAAUCCCUGGUGCACAUCUCCACAACCUAUUGCAAUCCGGAGAUUUUCGAUGUCGAAGAAAAAAUCUACCCGGCCAAAAUGGAUUGGCGAUUGGCAAUCCGAAUGGCUGAAACAUUAGAAUCAGAAAAAUUAGAUGCAUUGGUUUUGAAGUUAACAAACUUUGCUCCCAAUACGUACACGUUCACUAAGGGCCUGGCAGAGCAAAUUUGCUACGAUCACCAUCGGGAGUUGCCAGUGGUGAUUUUACGACCGUCGAUCGUCACCAACACGGAACAGGAACCCGUUGCCGGUUGGAUUGACAACUUCAACGGUCCAGUUGGCUUGAUGUUAGGUAUGGGGAUUGGACUUUUACGAACGGCUUACGUUCGUGUAGAAAACCACAUGAACUGCAUUCCGGCGGAUGCUUGCAUCAAGGCUAUUCUAAUUGCCGCUUGGAGAAAAGUCAAUAAUCCACCAGGACAGUUGACCAUUUACAACUGUGCAGCGGAACCGCACAAAACUGCCAAUUAUAAGUUUCUGGUUGACGACGGAGAAAGUGUUUAUCGCAACUCACCGAUGAAUACGAUGGUUUGGGCCCCCGGAGGAAAUCCGGUAAAUUCUCGUUUCUUGUUUUAUAUUCUAUUUUUUUUCUACCAACUACUGCCAGCUGUUUUCAUCGACCUGUUGAUGAAAGGUUUCGGUACAAAACCGCUAUUGUUAAAAAUACAGCGUAAAAUAAUGGACGCUCAUGUUUCACUGAACUACUUCAUGCAAAAUGAUUGGACAUUCGCUACGAAGCACUUCCGCGGGCUUUCGACUGCUUUAUUGGAGAAAGACAGAGAGAGUUUCAACACUGACUACAUCCGUAACGGCCUGUUCGAUUACUACCAAACCUGUCUCUUGGGUAGCCGAAGAUACAUGUUCAACGAGCCGGAUGAUACAAUUCCAGCUGCGAAAAGAAAGCUUCAACGUUACAUAAUAUUUCAUGCAAUAUUGAAACUUUCAUUAUGCUGCAUGGUAGGAUAUCUCUUAUGGAAUAAAUAUAGCAAUAAAUUUAUUCGACUGUGA
Sabethes cyaneus is the source of this 1500-nucleotide messenger RNA. Its product is annotated as fatty acyl-CoA reductase wat-like. Lineage: Eukaryota; Metazoa; Arthropoda; Insecta; Diptera; Culicidae. The transcript has 6 exons. Gene Ontology annotation, molecular function: alcohol-forming very long-chain fatty acyl-CoA reductase (NADP+) activity. The annotation marks the transcript as partial. Gene Ontology annotation, cellular component: peroxisome. The record is from RefSeq and is a predicted model, not a curated record. Gene Ontology annotation, biological process: long-chain fatty-acyl-CoA metabolic process.